Penicillium samsonianum is the source of this 948-nucleotide messenger RNA. RefSeq lists its product as uncharacterized. The transcript has a single exon. Lineage: Eukaryota; Fungi; Ascomycota; Eurotiomycetes; Eurotiales; Aspergillaceae. The record is from RefSeq and is a predicted model, not a curated record. Bases 1 to 948 code for a protein of 315 amino acids.
AUGGAGUUGCCGAUUCACGACUACUUAUGGCAUACAAAUACUCUCAAACCUGGCAAGAGUUAUCGAAUGCCUUUCAAGUUCAUCGUCCCCGAUGAACUUCCCAUCCAUGCCUGUCAUCACCAAUGCGCCAAUCACCAAAUCCAACAAGAACAUCUGCAGCUACCUGCAAGUCUCAGCUACCGUGCCACGAAAUCCCACGAUAUUCACGACAUGUCACCAGAAAUGGCAGAAGUGGUCUACAGUAUCAACUUUGCACUGUGGCAGCGAAAUGGCAAGGCAGGAAGGUCGAAGAAAAUUCUGGAAGCAACACAUCCCGUGCAGAUUCUCCCAACACGAAACGAGCACCCUCCCAUCCUUGUCCCAAGGAGGAACAAGUAUUAUGGACUGCGAGCAGACAAGUCCCUGUCGACAGGGCUGCUGCGACAUGCACACGGCAAACUGGCUGCCUGCUCUGCCCAACCACCGGCUAUCCAGUUACAAAGUCUCCAGCCAACGAAGACGGACGCGUCAACUCCUCUGAAGAUCGAUCUUCGGUUUGACCCUGCUCAUUUGGGCCAGUUGCCACCAAGUCUUGUUGCCGCCGAAUUUCAGUUACGGGCGAUGACAUUCUUUGGGCUGGAGACAUGGCAAGAUUAUCCAGAUCUGUCUGAUAUUUCUACAUGGGGUUCACGACAAGACUUUUGGUCUGAUUAUGUGCCAUUGACACUGAACAACGAAAUAAAAUUGGACUGGAAGUCUCAAGAAGAAGGGGACCGUACGAUCUUCACUGCAUCGACUGAGGCUUGCUUUUCACUGCCUACCCAUCGACGCUAUCCACCCACUUUUCACUCGUGUUUAGUGUCUCGGGUUUAUGCCCUGAAGGCAACGUUGUUCUAUAGAUUACAUGGAAAGGCUCGGGGUAGAUCAUCUAUAUCGAUUUCUGUUCCAGUCGAGAUUUGUGCAACAUGA